GGUGCCCUCGGAUUUUGCCGUCUGGCGGCUGGAGUCCCUGCUUCCUCUUUAGAGGGCAGCAGCGAAGCGUCUCGGGAACGCAUGCGCCCCAAUUUGCGCCCGGGGAAUUAAAGCGAGAGAAGAAAAGCCCCAACAAAACCCGCGCCCUAAACAAAACCCAAGUGGAGGAAAGCGCGCGGCCCUGCAGCCCCGGGGCCGUGAAGGCGCCUCCCGCCUUGCCCGCGUCCCCGGCCGCAGCGUGAUGCGCACGGACCGGCCCGCGACGCCCCGGCCGCCACUGUCCCCGCACCUGGACGCCGGUCCGGUGGCCGCGCCGCAGCCGCGCUCGCUCGCCGCCGCCGCGGCUUCCUCGGAGUCGUCCGGCGCCGGCGGGGCACCUCGCUCUCCAUGGGGCUGAGGGCCUGGCUGAGGACCGUGUGCUGCUGCUGCUGCCCGUGCGGGUGCCUGGAGGAGCCCGCCGUGCCCGAGAAGGAGCCCCUGGUCAGCGAUAAUCCAUAUUCUUCCUUUGGAGCCACGCUGGCGAGGGAUGAUGACAAGAAUCUGUGGAGUGUGCCUCAUGACGUGUCCCACACAGAGGCAGACGAUGACAGGAUCCUCUACAAUUUGAUCGUUGUUCGUAAUCAACAGGCCAAAGAUUCAGAGGAGUGGCAAAAACUCAACUACGAUAUCUACACCCUGCGACAGAUUCGAAGGGAAGUGAGAAAUAGAUGGAAACGCAUUUUAGAAGAUUUAGGUUUUCAAAAGGAAGUAGACUCUUUGUUGUCAGUGACAAAACUCAGCACUAUCAGUGAUUCUAGAAACACAAGGGAGGCUCGGGAGAUAUUGUUGAGACUGGCUGAAGAGACCAAUAUUUUCCCAACCGGUUGGGAGCUUUCGGAGAGAUAUCUCUUUGUUGUGGACCGUCUCAUUGCACUCGAUGCUGCGGAAGAAUUCUUUAAAGUUGCCAGUCAGACGUACCCCAAGAAGCCUGGGGUCCCAUGCCAGGCAGAUGGCCAGAAAGGACUGCACUACCUUCCCUUUCCAAGUCCCUAAGGGAGAGGCUACGAGGCAGAAUGGGAUUUCUCUUACUGGAACUCAACAGCCUACCAAAGUUGGACAGAUGCGUGUAAAAGAAAAUGGGCAAGAAGAGGCUAGCUAAGAGAAAAAGGAUUCUGAGUCCUACAAAAGUCUAAGCGUUUGGAUAUCUGCUCAUCAUGAGGACUUGACUAUAUGAAAGUUGAGGCUGCGUUGAAACGCCCUGGUGAUCUUGCAUCAGAGAGUGGGUCAGUGGGAUAUUUCAUCAUGGGUGAUUAGAUUCCAAGAACCCAUUGCCCCCAUUUUGGUUUUGGUUGUACAAUAAGCUCUAGCCACUAAUCCUAUUGGGAGAAUAGGAUGUUCUAGUUAAUAAAAUAAGAUUAAUAGAGCUAUCAUUGAGCCCAAAUAUGGAUUACCAAUUUUUAAAUAAUUGUUAAAUAAUUGUUUAAAUAAUAUAGGCUAACACCAAAAUAAUACCAGGCGUGACAAGACCUUCCUUUGAUUUGGAAGCACCUGCAGAACCUUGGAGGUGUUGGAGGCAUCAUUUUGAGAUUAUUCAGAAGUUUAGAUGUACCAAAUAAGAGGACUAUCUAGGAGUGCUGCUCAGAAGUGAAUCCUAAAUAGAAUGCUCCCAAGCAGAACUUCCUGCAGCUCCAUGUGAAAAGCUGUGUCUUCAGCUGUGGUACAAGCAUCUUGAAUUCUCAACGUUAUUGAUAUCUGGUUACCUCAUUUUUACAUAUUGUCCAGCUCUAGUCCACAAGCCCUUGAUAUUUGAUCUGGGAUAGCAUCUAUUUGACCUUUACUGUCUUCUCUUCUCUUUAACCUGUUUCCAGCUUGUUGACUGAGAGUUGCACCUGCCCAGGGAUCUCUCAUGCAGCGUGGCCUCAGCCCCAGGACCCAGAGUGGGCACGGAGAGCCCGUGGUCACAGUGCACUGGGGUCAGUGCUCGCCCUGCCAGCCUGGGGCUUAGCCCUGCGAGGCACCAGCAGCAGCAGUAGCAACUCUUCAGGCAGUGUUGCAUUGAAGAAGGUCAUUGCUGGACUUGCUUCCAUCCUGAAAAUGAUUUUCAAAGUGGAGCAAUUCUGUCAAUACAGUUUGCGUCUAUCCACAGAUUGAGCAGCCCAGUUUCAAAAGUUAAUUGCCGGGCUUCCCUCGUGGCGCAGUGGUUGAGAGUCCACCUGCCAAUGCAGGGGACACGGGUUUGUGCCCCGGUC
Messenger RNA from Lagenorhynchus albirostris (white-beaked dolphin), 2228 nucleotides. It is a transcript of the gene MREG, whose product is annotated as melanoregulin. Lineage: Eukaryota; Metazoa; Chordata; Mammalia; Artiodactyla; Delphinidae. Gene Ontology annotation, cellular component: melanosome. Gene Ontology annotation, biological process: melanosome transport; melanocyte differentiation. The transcript has 5 exons. The coding region runs from base 388 to 1032 and encodes 214 amino acids. The record is from RefSeq and is a predicted model, not a curated record.